Messenger RNA from Symsagittifera roscoffensis, 605 nucleotides. RefSeq lists its product as uncharacterized. The record is from RefSeq and is a predicted model, not a curated record. NCBI's taxonomy places the organism in Eukaryota, Metazoa, Xenacoelomorpha, Acoela, Convolutidae. The transcript is spliced from 3 exons. Gene Ontology annotation, biological process: lysosome localization. Bases 99 to 530 code for a protein of 143 amino acids. Gene Ontology annotation, cellular component: BORC complex.
UUAAGCAUGAAAACGGAUUGGUUAUACUGAAUUCAGAUAUAAAACCGUUGAACUCUUUCCCUGAAAUAACAGCAAGUGGCAGUCAGAAUACCGACCACAUGCACAUCGAUGAACCAUCUCAACCCCACCAGAUUGAGAAUAGUGCGAACGACUUUUCCUCAUCCGCGUCCCUGUCCAACACAUUUUACGACAUGGGGGACACUUCUGUAUCGUCAAAGUUAUCUGCACUGGUGAACCAAGAAGACAUGGAUGGUCUGAAGCGGAGUCAGGAGUUCAUCUCGGCCAAGUUGAUCAAAACCAAUGACAGACUGAAACAGUUCAACCAGUUCUCAUCGGACACUCUCAGAAACCAGCAGUGGAAGUUCGAGGAAAACACCAAAGUGUUGCUGGACCUGCAUAAAGAUUUAGUGGCAAUCAGUUCCAUCACGAGGAGUUUGCGCCACAAACUGUCGCAGCAGUAUCCAGAAGAAGCCAAACAAGCCACGGAGAGUCUAGCUGAUCUGUUGCCAGAUAACAAUGAAGACGAGUGAACUAAAUGUUCCAUUUUUUUUUGUUUUUCCAACAUGAAAUAUAGUAGACAGAUUAAUUUAAUUUGAUGCAUCUUG